AUGUCGAUCGACCACCGAUUUUUUGUAUGGAGCAACGCCAAGCAGUUUCUGAACAGUCCUUUUGGGAAAAAUGGUCUUGAAACAAAAGUCGCCGAGACAGAACUGUCUCUUAAGGAAGCCAAGUAUCAGAGAAGAAGGAACCAGGUCCGGGCCGCUCAGAAGAAACAUCGGAACAAGAAGGAGCAUUACGUGGUCGCUCUCGAAGCCAAGUUCACGCAGCUACAAGCAGACUUUGCAAACCUCGAAAAAAGAGCUGCGUGCAUGGAGGCCGAACUCAAGCGCUUGGGAGCUGCACCGUGCACAUCCUCAUCCGAGCCAUCGCCCCAGGAAGACUCAAAAGCAUGGGUCCAGAUCUUGAACAGGUCGCAUGGCAAUCAGAGACUGAACGUUCAACUCGAAGAAUCGGCGCUAUUCGGGGCCUCUGGUAUCCAGGAGAUGCCUCUCGGGUGCACUUCUCCUCUGAUCAAAGGUCCGCUUAUCAGCGAGACUGAACUCACGCAGCUCGGAGUCAACUUCGUUCUCGCGCUCGAACAACCAUGCUUUGAGCAUAUCACCUCGAUCUCGCCCGACUACUUUGAGCCCUGUAACCACAGCUUCCAGCUCCAAUACCAUCUGCUGGCCCACAAGAACGAUAGUCUCACAGAUGAGCCAUACUCGAAUUGGCGCGUGCCGCAGACAGAAUUGAACAGUCUGCUGGCUCUGAGCCCGGACCGGACUCCCUGGCAGGAAGUUACACCUGUCCAAAUGUGGCAGCAAAUCAAAAGUCAUUCUGGCUUCCAGACCUGCGAUGAGGCCAGAUUUCGCGGGCUAGGCUUGCAGCUUUCGCGACUCAUACGGUGUUAUGGUUUCGGUGCCGUUGCCGACUAUACCGCAUUCUCGAAGAUUCUCAAGAACUACCUUGGGUAG
Aureobasidium namibiae CBS 147.97 is the source of this 906-nucleotide messenger RNA. RefSeq lists its product as uncharacterized. The coding region runs from base 1 to 906 and encodes 301 amino acids. Lineage: Eukaryota; Fungi; Ascomycota; Dothideomycetes; Dothideales; Saccotheciaceae. The record is from RefSeq and is a predicted model, not a curated record. Gene Ontology annotation, molecular function: DNA-binding transcription factor activity. The transcript has 5 exons. Gene Ontology annotation, biological process: regulation of DNA-templated transcription.